Molecule: messenger RNA, 1318 nt
Organism: Abrus precatorius (Indian licorice)
Lineage: Eukaryota; Viridiplantae; Streptophyta; Magnoliopsida; Fabales; Fabaceae
Product: cysteine proteinase COT44-like
Exons: 4
Coding region: 45-1148 (367 amino acids)
Cellular component (GO): lysosome
Molecular function (GO): cysteine-type endopeptidase activity
Source: RefSeq, a predicted model, not a curated record
ACCAACGUUGUUUUCUUCCAAACUGAACUUGUUCAAUCCUAACCAUGGCAUUCAUGCCCAUAAUAACAUUCACCUGGCUCUUCUUUUCCUUCACCAUGUCAUUGGCAAUGGACAUGUCCAUCAUCAACCACACUCACGAAGAGAAGGUGAUGGCCUUGUACGAAGAGUGGUUGGUGAAACACCAAAAAAUAUAUAAUGGGUUAGGCGAGAAGGAUAAAAGGUUUCGAGUUUUUAAGAAUAACUUGGAAUUUAUAGAAGAACACAAUGCUCAAAAUCACACAUAUAAACUUGGUUUGAACAAGUUUGCUGAUAUGACUAACGAAGAAUAUCGUGUCAUGAAUUUGGGCACCAGAAGUGAUGCUAAGAGAAGGGUCAUGAAAACCAAGAUCACCGGUCACCGAUAUACUUACAAUGCAGGUGAUAGGUUGCCGAAGCACGUAGAUUGGCGGUUGAAAGGUGCAAUCACUCCUAUCAAAGAUCAAGGAAAUUGUGGAAGUUGUUGGGCGUUCUCAACUGUGGCGACAGUUGAAGCAAUAAACAAGAUAGUCACGGGAAAGCUGUUGUCAUUAUCAGAACAAGAACUUCUAGACUGUGACAGAACUUACAAUAAAGGGUGCAACGGGGGUCUCAUGGACUACGCUUUCCAAUUUAUCAUCGAAAAUGGUGGAAUAGACACAGACAAAGAUUAUCCAUACUACGGUGUUGAUGGCAUUUGUAAUACAACAAAGAAAAAUGCAAGGAUUGUGAAAAUUGAUGGGUAUGAAGAUGUUCCACCCUAUGACGAGAAAGCUCUAAAGAAAGCUGUAGCUCAUCAACCCGUGAGCGUGGCUAUUGAAGCCUCUGGAAGGGCUUUACAGCUCUAUAAAUCGGGUAUAUUUACCGGUAAAUGUGGGAAAGACUUGGAUCAUGGCGUGGUUGUUAUUGGAUAUGGCUCUGAAAAUGGUGUGGAUUAUUGGUUAGUGAGGAAUUCAUGGGGCAGUGACUGGGGUGAAGAUGGUUACUUCAAGAUACAGCGAAACAUGAUGAAUACCUCCGCGGGUAAGUGUGGAAUUGCAAUGGAGGCUUCCUACCCAGUCAAAAAUGAACAAAAUUCUGCAGUUCCUAAUUCAGUUUAUGAAAGCCAUGAGGUGUAUGUUAGCAGUGCUUGAAAUAGCUCCAUCAUUACAUUGGAACAAGAAAGUGGAACAAGAGCUAAAAUUGCAACAAAUUGAUGUUUCUAUUAUCUUAGAUAUGGUUAUUAGAUGUGCCUGUUGGACUAUUUUUGUAUAUAAAUUUCUUCACGUGAAAACUGAAGCUGAAUUCAAUUUGCGCAAGUCUU